UUUGAUUUGUUGGGCACUUUACUCUGCCUUGUGUUAGAUUUUGAAAUGUGCUUAGUAUGUUGCAGAUCACCUCGUAUCAAAUGUAAGACACUUGGUGGUCUAUUGUCUUUGUGUAGGCUUUCUGAAAUAAUAUUUGCAUUCGGACUCUGGCACACAUGCAAGAAAUGAUCUUUCUGAUCUCAAAAUAUAGUUUGUUAUAUCUAUUCUUUUCACUUGCGUUACUGAAUAAUCUAAUCUUAAUGGUCUGUCAUUUGAAAAAAAAAAUAUAUAUCAAUUUCAUAUUGAACAUGCAACCCAUCCAGUGUUUUAGUUCAGUAUUACCAUGGUCUUUGUAGUGUGAGAGGGGUAGACGUUUGACUGACCACGUGCCUCUAGUUUGUAAGAUUGGUUAUCUAGCUCUGUUCAGACAGAAUGGCACUGGACCUACCUACCUCUCUCAAGGUUAGAUUAGGAACCCAGCAGAACAUGAGAGGUUUAUACUCAGGAAAUAAGGGUGCUUAAUUCAACCUUACUUCUUUCUAACCACUGCCUAUGUAUUAUAGUUGCGUGAUAUUCAUAGACCUUCCUAGUAUAUGGAUGCCACCUCAAACGAUGCUCUGUGAGUGUCCUUUGAGUAGCCAGGGAAGAGUACCAGUCAUUUUCUCCUAUCUUGCCAACUCUUAAUGGAAUUGUCACACCAAAGUCAUGUUUAUCUUGACAAUAACAGCCAUGGAGUUGGCAAGAGCUCAAACAGAUCUGGACCAGACUAAUUUUUGAGCAAUGUUACGACAUUUUAUCAAUGCAAUGUAAUCUCUCAUUCACACCUCAGUGCAGCUGCAUGGAUACUAGCGUCAAUUCUUGGCCUGUCUAACUAUCCUCUGAUUGGCUGAAACCAUGCAACAAGAAAGCCCACGCUAUGUGAUCAACAGGCCAGCCUACUCCCUCCCAGACUUUGAUGGGGAGUUUGACAAGAAGAAACGGGCCUUCCCCAUAGGAGAGAAAGUGAAGAAAUGCUUCAGGUGCUCUGGGUCUCGACUCAAGUCCCUGCUGUUCAGACACCUGCCUAUCCUGAGCUGGCUGCCCAAGUACAAGGUGAAGGAGAACCUGCUGUGUGAUGUCAUUAGCGGGGUCAGCGCAGGCACCAUUCAGGUUCCUCAGGGCAUGGCGUUUGCUCUGCUGGCUAACCUGCCUCCUGUCAAUGGCCUCUACUCCUCCUUCUUUCCUCUCAUCCCCUACUUCUUCAUGGGCACUGCUCACCAAAUGGUCCCAGGUACUUUUGCUGUGCUCAGUAUCAUGGUGGGAAUGGUGUGUCUGAGUCUGGCCCCUGAGUCUGACUUCAGCCACUUCAAUGCCACCCUCAAUGCUACACUAGUGGAUGAGGACAGGAUGAACGAGGUUCGACUGGGCAUCUCUGGAACACUGGCCUGUCUCACUGCCGUCAUCCAGAUGGGCCUGGGUCUAAUGCAGUUUGGCUUCGUGGCCAUCUACUUGUCUGAGUCGUUCAUCAGGGGCUUCAUGACGGCUGCAGGACUGCAGAUCCUCAUCUCUGUACUGAAGUACAUCUUUGGUAUUAAAGUACCUCCCUACAGUGGACCACUUGCCACCAUAUAUACUCUAAAAGAUAUUUUUUAUGGCCUGCCUGACACCAACAUAGCCUCGCUGGUCUUUGCUCUGGUCAGUAGUGUGGUACUCAUCACAGUGAAGGAGCUGAGUGCACACUUUCGUCACAAACUGCCUUUCCCCAUCCCCAUGGAGAUCAUUGUUGUGGUAGUGGCCACAGCCAUAUCAGGUCCCCUGGACCUGCCUGAGAAGUAUCACAUGGACAUAGUGGGAGAAAUUCCCCUAGGAUUUCCUGCUCCGAUCCUCCCAACAGUGAUUCAGUGGGAUGACAUGCUGAGCACAGCCUUCUCCCUGGCUAUCGUGGGCUAUGUGAUCAACCUGGCUAUGGGCAGGACACUGGCAGCAAAGCAUGGCUACGAUGUGGAUCCCAACCAGGAGAUGCUGGCUCUGGGCUGCAGUAACUUCUUGGGGUCUUUCUUCAAGAUCCAUGUGAUCUGCUGUGCUCUGUCUGUCACCUUGGCGGUAGACAAUGCUGGGGGAACAUCACAGUUUGCCAGUCUGUGUGUGAUGCUGGUGGUCAUGGUCACCAUGCUGGCCUUGGGGGCUUUCCUCAAACCACUACCAAAGUCUGUGCUGGGAGCCCUGAUAGCGAUCAACCUGAAGAACACUCUGCUGCAACUCUCUGACCCAUAUUACCUCUGGAAGAAGAGCAAACUGGACUGUUGUGUGUGGGUGGUGUCCUUUUUAGCCACCUUCUUCCUGAGUUUGCCUUAUGGAGUUGCCAUUGGAGUCAGCUUCUCCGUCCUCGUGGUUAUUUUCCAGACCCAGUUUCGAAAUGGUUCAGAGAUGGCUCAGAUCAUGGACACAGAUCUCUACAAAAAUCCCAAGAUUUACAGCAAGGUGAAAUGUGUAGAGGGGGUGAAAAUAGUGAACUACUGCUCCCCUCUCUAUUUUGCCAAUGCAGAGAUAUUCAGACAAAAAGUCAUCAAAAAGACUGGAUUGGACCCAAGUAAACUUCUCUUAGCCAGGAAGAAGUUUCUGAAGAAGCAGCAGAAGGAGUUAGAAGGGCAAAACAAGAAGACCAAGAAGAAGAAGCCCUGCUCUUUGGGAACCAUGAAGUCUCAGACCAUAUCACAGAUAGAGCUUCAGAAUGACUUUGACAUUGGUGACAGCAAUCCUUACCCGCCACCAUCACCAACCAACUAUGUCAACUUCCACUGUAGUGACAUUGAGCUGGGCGAGCAGCCUCCUGACCCAGACCAACCAAGUUCCUCCUCUGUUACCCUGGACUCUCAACCCAGGCCCUUCCACACCCUCAUCCUGGACCUGGCAGGGGUCUGUUUCAUAGACCUCAUGGGAAUCAAAGUACUCAUCAAGAUGAACUCAAGCUAUGAGAUGCUGGGGAUCAAGCUUUACUUGGCCAAUGUUCAAGCACAGGUGUACGAGGAACUGGAGGGGGGAGGGGUGUUUGAGGAGGGCAAUAUCGCCCAAGGUCACCUCUUCCUCUCCGUCCAUGACGCCAUCCUCUGUGCCCAACAGAGGUCAAGAAACACCGAAACCUCUGAAAAGACAGAGAAAGAGAGGAAGGAGCUGGUCCUCUAUAUUCAGGAGGAUGAGGAGAGGGAUCUGGAGCAGGAACUGUUUUGAACAUGGGAUUUUUUACUACUGAAUGUAUGGAGAAUGUAUGAAAUGAAUGAAGAUCGAGGAAAAUGUUCAUUUAGGUUGAUAAUAAACAAAACAAAAAAG
Molecule: messenger RNA, 3285 nt
Organism: Oncorhynchus kisutch (coho salmon)
Lineage: Eukaryota; Metazoa; Chordata; Actinopteri; Salmoniformes; Salmonidae
Product: solute carrier family 26 member 9-like
Exons: 20
Coding region: 874-3186 (770 amino acids)
Biological process (GO): transmembrane transport
Cellular component (GO): membrane
Source: RefSeq, a predicted model, not a curated record